UUUGUUUACCGGGAGCUCUGGAGCCGCUCGAGGGGCUGGUGGUAGACGAGCGCGCGCCGACAGUCCAGUUGCUCUCCCAUUAUCUUGAUGGAGACGCCAUCCCCAACAGACCGCCGCCAGGCCUGGGUACGAGGCAGCCGGCACUGGCUCCCCCUGGAAGAACCGGAUCCCCAGGGCUCACAGAGAUCCCUCACUUCACACACUGUCCACCAUGGAUGCUCGGAAGGAAAGAUUGAGAGCUGGCUCCGGGCCUGUGGGCCUUACCCAAGUCCAGAGGACCCAAUGCACCUGACGCCAGAACCCUUACUGAGACCAGGUGGCAGUUUUGAAGAUGACCUGAGUCUUGGUGCUGAAGCUCUGGCACUGAGUGCUCAAGACGAUGGAUCACAAAAUGAGUGUUGUCCUGUGCUUCUUCCCCCGCCCAGGCCACGCAACAAGGGCCAGGCCACCAGCACUCCCAGUCAGAAGCUCAGUGUACCUCUCCCUCACCUGGGCCAUAGCAUGGCCUCCAGCGGCCUCUCCUCCAUGACCAGCAGAACUGCCUCCAGUGUGACAGAAGUUCUACAACUGUACGUGGAGGACGCAGAGGACACGCUCUAUCAGCUGGGCUUCGGCUGUGACGAGCCACAAGUUACCGCCCGCAUCCCUGCCCGCUUCUUCAGCUUCCCCUCCCAGCUGCGUGGCAUCAACUUCAGGCUCUUCCUGGAGUCCCAGCUGGGACGUCUGCACCAGGAGGACCCAGGCCUCUCACUCGCUAGUCGUUUCCGGCAGGUGGAGGUGCUGACCGCCAUGGCCAAUGCCUUCUAUUCUCUGUACUCACAUGUGUCACGGACACCGCUCCAGAAGCUUGCACCUCCCGAUCUGAGCUUCUCCUCGUCACCAGUGGAGACAAAAAUUGGGCCUCGUUUCUUCAGCCACAUCCGUAGCGAGCCCAAGUCUCCGGUUGAGCGUCUGAAGGACACAGUCUCCAAGAUGUGCCUGUACACAGGCCCUUCGCUGCGCUCGCCCGACUCUGUCACCUCACACACCCCCCUCCUUAGGCAGUGCAGUCUUCCGGAUCUACCAGAGGCUGUCUUUGAAUGUGCUGCUUCAGAGCCAUCGCCAGGCAGGGUAACAGCUGACGGAAUCAGUGAUGGGGUGACAGAAACAGGCAUGGCUGAAAAGGGAGUGACAUGUGGGAACAGGGAAUGCGAGGGAUGGGGAGGUGAACAGGAUAAAGUAAAGCAAGAAGAGGUUGAGGGUAGUGACUGUAGGAGCUCUGGGAGAGCAGUUGAUCAGGUGGACACAAGCAACACUCAGAUGCUGCAUGAAGCUCAGGUCCUUCAGCUAGAAGCCAGAGAAGGCACAUCAACAUCUGCCGACCUGGAGCCUUUAACAAUCCCAAACCUCAGCUUUGAGACGGGCUCUUCAGAAUUUCCCUUAGAUCUUCCCAAGCAGACUCCUCGCAGCAUCAGUCCCAGCAAUGGCUUUCCUCGAGUAGCAAAAUUCACACAUGACGUUAUUUGCCCCCAAAUUGCGGAGAGUGUGAACCAGAUGCCGUUCAGUAGAGCUUUGCAGGUGAACAGGCCUGUUUCCCCCAACAUUCUAUCUCCUAAAAAGGAUCCCAGAUCUAAUGGACCCACAUCUUCUGUGCAACGCCACUGUGGCCUAAGAGAAGAGCCAGUCCACGUAGACUUGAGCAUCGAGACUCUUUCACACAAAUCACAAGCCAUGGGCAGUGAGAACAUUGUGACAGGUAUUUGUCCAGAUGGACCUGGACUUUCCACGUCCGUCUCUCUGCACCACCCGGACUUUGAGAGACAGAGAUCGCUGUGCCGCAUCACAGUGACUGGCUGGGAAGAGGAUGUUCUCUCUGAUGGUGCCACACGCCCAGCUGGAGGCUCCACCAGGGUCAGAGGCAUGGAGACCAGCCCCAUUCUGGGCUUGCAGAGCAACCGUAGCUACCUGAGUCCGUCAAAGCCACCAGCACUCGGACAAGCGCUGCAGAGCACCCAGCUGGCCAACUCCUUUGAGCUAGAAGAGGUGCCCAGUGCAGGGGAGGAGGACCCUGGACAACCAGAGUCUAAGCAGUUAAAGACACUGCCUCUUCUGACAGCUGUGGGUCGACACAGAGACCUGCUUAUUCGAGGGGACAGCCUGCAGUCGGACAGCAGUGGCUACGCCGAGGAGGACAACCCUCUCCCCUCUUCCCCCAAAAAAGACAGCUGUUGACACAUGCCUGAUGUACUUUAGAGUAGACAAGGACACAGUAUUCAGGUGGUGCUCUUAGGAGGAACAUAGGACGGGAAGUGAACCUGACCAUCCCUUUACCAUACCUUUGUCUACAGAGGUACCAGUUUUACUGUGGCAUAUUGCUCUUUUCUCUGUAUUAAGGGAACUGACAAGUAUAGUACCAGAUAUUUCUCAAUGAGACUGUAAACCUUGACAGCACAAGGGCUAGGUACAGCAGUGUCUCGGUGAUUUAAAACCAAGAUGCAACUUAAUUUUUGAGCCUUUGAACAUGCUUAAAUAUACCAAUGUGUUCUGGUGCACUGUAGAACCUGCCAUUACUUGCUAGAACUACAAGUUUUAAUUUAUUGAUACCCAUUUUUAAUAACUUUAAUGAAUACAGUUUACAAAGCAGCCUUGGUAAAGUAUAAAAUAAAUACAUGCAAAACUGGGAACAAUGAAGAGAUAUAAAAUUCAGUAAGCAAACCAAUGUGUACACCUGUGUCAUCUCAGUUGCAUUUGUUUUUGGACAAAGCAUGCAUGUCCCUUGUCAUCAACAGUUCAAAGCAGCAUAUUUUCAGUCAGAAUUUUGAUCAUUAACUGCAGACAACUGGAGCACUUAAACUAAAGAGAAAUCAUACAUUUAAUGGUUAAGAAGCAAGCUUUAGUAAGAAUGUACUUACAAUUACCUUUCAACUAAAAGUAAAAUUAAAACAUUAGGACCUUCUCCAUUUAUUGCAGCUUGACAUACAAAUACAAAAAGAGGUAGAUGACAAACAGUAAGCUGAUGUUUUCCAACAGGGGAUCAUUUAGAACACAGUUUAUAAAAAUCAGUUGUGUACUUAACAGUAUUACAAACAAAUCCCGUUUCAAUAAAACUUAGCCAACUGAAAUACAUUUAAUAGUACCAUCUACUGCUCAAACUAGCAGGUCAAAAUACAAAUUUCAUUU
This is a messenger RNA of Scleropages formosus (Asian bonytongue), 3159 nucleotides long. RefSeq names its product thymocyte expressed, positive selection associated 1 (gene tespa1). The record is from RefSeq and is a predicted model, not a curated record. The coding region runs from base 88 to 2211 and encodes 707 amino acids. The transcript is spliced from 12 exons. Gene Ontology annotation, molecular function: signaling receptor binding. NCBI's taxonomy places the organism in Eukaryota, Metazoa, Chordata, Actinopteri, Osteoglossiformes, Osteoglossidae.